GACAAAAAUUGAUGCGUUCUAAAAAUGAGAUUUGCCUAUACUUGCUUUUCACUGGAGACAUUAAUUUCACCGUUACUCUGUUUGGACACACAAACUCCUACUAUUGAAUGAGAAAGUGUCCAAACCUUUGACUGAUACUCUAUAUAUACUGUCCAUAAAGAGUUUCAAUUAAUUUAAUGAAAAAACUCAUUUCCAUGCAAUGCAUGGUCAAGAUUCUCUGUGACGGUGUGACGAACCAACAGUAAACAAAUCUUUAACGUCAUUGUGAUGUGAAACGUAUCAGCUUACUCGGGUAGUUGGAGAUCAAUAUUGGUGAGACCACCACACUAGCCUGGUCAUUGUUUGCUGCUCUUCCCUCCACAUCGCUCUUGCUCCUCUUUGUCUCAUCUGAAGAUACCUUUCCUAAUAUAUUAUAUUCAUUAGAACAUUUAAGCGGGACACGGGGAGGAUUUUAAGCUUGAUGUCUCUCAUUUGGCUGAUGCUGUUGUCAGGCCAUCUGGCUGACAGUGUUCUGGAGAAGCCCAAAAGAUCGGCCUUGAAUCAGCUGACCAGAAACCUCCUGAGGAAGUAUGACUGCGGAGUCCGCCCGGUUCACAACUGGACCAGCGCCACCACCGUCUACGUAGACCUCAUCCUACAGUCUGUCCUUGAAGUGGAUGGAAAAACCCAGAGUGUUACCACAAGUAUUUGGUAUCGACAGAUCUGGACAGAUGAGUUCCUGGUUUGGGACCCAGAAGAAUUUGACGGUAUUAAUGAAAUUUCCCUGUCUUCCGAUGCCAUCUGGAUACCUGAUAUCAUCGUUAGUGAAUUCGUGGACGAGGGGAAGUCCCCACCCAUCCCAUACGUCUACGUCAACUCUUCGGGCUGGGUCAAGAACUACCGGCCCAUGCAGGUGGUCCUGGCCUGCAGCCUGGAGAUGUACGCCUUCCCCUUCGACAAGCAGAACUGCAGCCUCACCUUCCGUAGCUGGCUCCACUCAGUGAGGGAAAUUGACCUGGCUCUGUGGAGAAGCGCAGAAGACAUCGCUAAUGAUCAGAGGGAGUUUAUGAAUGAUGGCGAGUGGGAGCUGCUGUCCAUACCAUCACGUUACUGGCUCCUCCAGCAGGACGGCGCAGACUACGCCCAUGUCUGCUUCCAAGUCUUGAUCCGACGGCGCCCCCUGCUGUAUGUGGUGGGCCUCCUCAUCCCCAGCAUCUUCCUCAUGAUAGUCGACGUGAUGGGCUUCUACCUGCCUCUGAGCAGCGGCACCCGCAUCGUCUUCAAGAUCAGCACGUUGCUGGGCUACACUGUUUUCCGGGUCAACCUGACAGACGAGCUGCCCGCCACCGCUCUCACGACCCCGCUCAUAGGCAGGAGGACCCUUAUGUUUCACAGGCUCCCGUGUUUGAACUCACUCAAAGCAUGAAUUCCUCUGUGUCAAGGUGUGUUCUUCGCUGUUUGCAUGGCUCUGCUCAUGCUCAGUCUGAUCAAGUCCAUCCUGGUGGUGAAGCUGCUCCACCACAGUGAGAAGGAGGUCCGGGACAUGUCUGUGUCGGCCUGCCUGCUGGACAAGUACGGCCUCGCAGAGAGCACUUUAACCUCCACCAGAACCCUCGACCAAGUCAAUCCAUCUGAAAAUUACGAGUUUGAGGCCUCGCUUGAAGAGGACCUGGAAUCCCUCGUGGACAUCCAAGACAAUCCCUCCAGCCUGGAGUGGCUCCUAAGGGAGCUGGUUUCCCUGCGCCUGGCCUUUUCCCAAGAGGACAGCGAGUCUUCGGCUCAGGAUGAAUGGCUGGCAUUGUGCGCCAAGCUCGAUCGCUUUCUCUUCCGCCUCUACCUGAUUGUUCUGGCCUUGUACGCCGGGACACUGUUGCUACUCUGGGCCAGAUGGAGCUUCGCCUGACAACUACGUUGAGUGCUUUUUGCUGAUUCUGUACAGACUCUCUCCUCUUUGUUGUGUUCAAUAUUUAGGGAGAUUAUUCAAGCAUCGUAUACAUCUUAUUUGCUGACAUCAUAUCAAGCACUUGUGUGAUGUUUGGAGAGCAACAUUCCAAUAACUGAAUAGAAGAGACUAUCGUUAGCAAUUUGCUUCCUUUUGUCCUCCAAAUAAGUUUGUCUAAGCUU
This is a messenger RNA of Dunckerocampus dactyliophorus (ringed pipefish), 2103 nucleotides long. It is a transcript of the gene htr3b, whose product is annotated as 5-hydroxytryptamine (serotonin) receptor 3B. Gene Ontology annotation, biological process: signal transduction; monoatomic ion transmembrane transport; chemical synaptic transmission. Gene Ontology annotation, cellular component: postsynaptic membrane; synapse; neuron projection. The transcript has 8 exons. Lineage: Eukaryota; Metazoa; Chordata; Actinopteri; Syngnathiformes; Syngnathidae. The record is from RefSeq and is a predicted model, not a curated record. Gene Ontology annotation, molecular function: neurotransmitter receptor activity; extracellular ligand-gated monoatomic ion channel activity; transmembrane signaling receptor activity.